This is a messenger RNA of Topomyia yanbarensis, 2565 nucleotides long. It is a transcript of the gene ThrRS, whose product is annotated as threonine--tRNA ligase 1, cytoplasmic. Gene Ontology annotation, biological process: threonyl-tRNA aminoacylation. NCBI's taxonomy places the organism in Eukaryota, Metazoa, Arthropoda, Insecta, Diptera, Culicidae. The record is from RefSeq and is a predicted model, not a curated record. Gene Ontology annotation, molecular function: threonine-tRNA ligase activity; ATP binding. Gene Ontology annotation, cellular component: cytoplasm. The transcript is spliced from 6 exons. The coding region runs from base 141 to 2387 and encodes 748 amino acids.
UUUCUUUUGCUGUUGUGUAGUGCAAAAUGACUGACAACGUGCCCGUCGCCGAGCUUGGAAAAUUGGAUUUGAACCAGCAAAAGGCAUGAUUUUGUACCAUUUUUCAUUAAAAUUUGCGAAAAUAACUAGUAUGCCCGACAAUGAGACUUUUGCCAAUGCUGACUGGGCUCAACCGCGUUGUGAAUUUGCGGUACAAUUUCGGUAGUAGUUUGCUAGUGCUGCGUCAACCGAUACAGAAAUUGCAACAAAAACAAACUCAACAUCUCUUUGGGUGCCAGUAUGCUACUCUGGCAGGCAAGAUGAAGAAAGAGAAACAGAAAAAUCAACAAGAGAAAGGAAACGGAGUUACCUCGCCAGCUGCUUCAGCUGAGAGAACCCUGCCCGAGUUUAUCGAUGAACGCAUCAAACUGUACGAUGAACUGAAGGCCCAGUAUUUGGAUGAAUUGGCCAAAAAGCCGAAAAAUCCCAUUAAGGUGAUCCUACCCGAUGGAAAGGAAGUGAGCGCCACGAGCUGGGAAAGUACUCCGUACGAUGUUGCUAAGGGUAUUAGUCAGGGAUUAGCCGACAAUACGGUCAUUGCUCGUGUGAACAACGAACUCUGGGAUCUGGACCGUCCACUGGAAGGUGACUGCAAGCUACAGCUGCUGAAGUUUGAUGAUCCUGAUGCGCAGGCUGUAUUCUGGCACAGCUCAGCACAUAUUCUCGGCGAGGCGAUGGAGAAGCGCUACGGUGGUCAUCUCUGCUACGGACCACCAAUCGAAAACGGAUUCUACUAUGACAUGUUCCUGGAAGGUAGCGGUAUUUCCAAUCAAGACUACGGAGUGUUGGAAAGUGAAGUUAAGAAAAUUGUUAAGGAAAAGCAACAGUUUGAGAGAUUGGAGAUGAAAAAAUCCGACUUGCUGAAGAUGUUCGAGUAUAAUCAGUUCAAAGUUCGUAUUCUGAAUGAAAAGGUCACAACGGAUACAACCACUGUGUAUCGGUGUGGUUCUCUUAUCGAUCUAUGUCGCGGGCCACAUGUUCGACAUACAGGAAAGGUUAAGGCUUUAAAAGUCGUUAAAAAUUCUUCCACUUACUGGGAAGGUAAGGCUGAUGCUGAAACUUUGCAGCGAGUCUAUGGAAUCUCGUUCCCUGAUCCUAAGCAAUUGAAGGAAUGGGAAAAGAUUCAAGAGGAAGCCGCAAAACGAGAUCACCGAAAGUUGGGCAGGGAGCAGGAACUGUUCUUUUUCCAUGAACUCUCGCCUGGAUCUUGUUUCUUUCAGCCGAAAGGGGCACAUAUUUAUAAUUCGCUGAUGAAUUUUAUUCGUGCAGAAUACCGUAAGCGUGGAUUCCAAGAAGUAAUUUCUCCUAACAUCUAUAACGCAAAGCUUUGGCAAACCUCUGGUCACUGGCAACAUUAUGCUGAAAAUAUGUUCUCAUUCGAGAGUGAAAAGGAAACUUUCGCAUUGAAACCUAUGAACUGUCCCGGGCAUUGCUUGAUCUUUGAUCACCGUAACCGAUCUUGGCGAGAAUUACCACUGCGCAUGGCUGAUUUCGGUGUUUUACACAGAAACGAGCUGUCUGGUGCUUUGACUGGUUUGACACGGGUUCGUCGGUUCCAACAGGAUGAUGCUCACAUCUUCUGUAUGCCGGAACAAAUCCGUGAAGAGAUCUUUGGUUGUUUAGACUUUUUGCGUCACGUUUAUGGCAUAUUUGGAUUCUCCUUUAACUUAGUUUUAUCAACACGUCCAGAGAAGUACCUAGGCGAUGUUGAGGUUUGGAAUGAAGCUGAGAAGGCGCUAGCAGAAUCGUUGGAUAAGUUCGGUCAACCUUGGAAAGAAAAUCCUGGAGAUGGUGCUUUUUAUGGACCAAAAAUCGAUAUAACUAUUAUGGAUGCUCUUAAGCGUAACCAUCAGUGCGCCACAAUACAAUUAGACUUCCAAUUACCCAUUCGGUUCAAUUUGAAUUACGUUGACGACACGGGAGAAAAGAAACGUCCAGUUAUCAUUCAUCGAGCGGUACUUGGCUCCGUUGAACGUAUGAUUGCUAUUCUUACCGAGAACUAUGCUGGAAAAUGGCCGUUUUGGUUAUCACCGAGACAAAUUAUGGUAGUACCAGUUGGUCCUCCGUACGAUGAAUAUGCCAACAAAGUUCGCCAGCGUUUGUUCGAUGCUGGUUUCAUGGCUGAGGCUGAUCUGGAUGCCGGAGACACUAUGAACAAAAAGAUCCGUAAUGCACAGCUUGCGCAGUAUAAUUUCAUUCUUGUUGUUGGUGAAAAGGAGCGUAAUUCUGAGACCGUCAAUGUGCGUACUCGCGACAACAAAGUUCACGGUGAAGUUUCCGUCGACGAGCUGGUAAAAAAGCUGCGAAAACUUGCGGAUGAGUACACCCUGGAAGAGGACAAGUUCUAAAAGGCAAUGAGACCAGAGGCGAUUUGGAAAGUUUCUUCUAGCAUUUAGUUCUGUGUAAAAUGAGUUGAACAGAGUAUGGAUUAAAUAAUAUUUGCAUUACACACCUGUUUCAAUAAUUUAUUAUCCUUAAAUUGCUUGGCUCAAAGUCGUUUUCUGGAAUAAAGUAUUCAAUAGUUUA